AUGCGGGGCUCCGGGGCCCGGCUGCUUUGGCUCUUGGUGCUCUCGCUGGCCUGGCUGGGCCCGGCCUGGGGGGACAGCGAGGGGCUUGAAGGCAAGGAGGAGGAUGGGGAGGUGGUGGCAGAGGAGGAGGAGGAUGAAGAGGAUGAUGUGGUCUCGGAUGAGCUCGAGGAGGAGGACAGCGUCCUGGUGCUUCACGAGCACAACUUCGCCCGUGCCUUGAGCGAGUUCAGCCUGCUGCUGGUGGAGUUCUAUGCACCGUGGUGUGGGCACUGCCGGAGGCUGGCCCCUGAGUUUGCCCAGGCAGCCGCCACGCUGAGGAACGGGUCGGAGGCGGUGCGUCUGGGCAAGGUGGAUGCCACGGCGCAGGUGGGCCUGAGCACCGAGUUUGGCAUCAACGCCUACCCCACGCUCAAGCUCUUCCGUGAUGGCAACCGCACUCAUCCCAUCGCCUACACCGGCCGCAUGGACGCCAAGGGCAUCGUGCUCUGGAUGCAGCGUCGGGCCGGCCCCAGCGCCACGCUGCUGCAGGACACCGACACCGCGGCCGCCUUCAUCAGCGCCCAGGAUAUGGUGGUCGUGGGCUUCUUCAAGGACCUGAAGGGCGAGGCGGCCCAGGCGUUCUACGAGGCUGCUGGUGAGGUGGUGGAUGUGGCGUUUGGUGUGACCGAGGCGGACGAGCUCUUUGAGGUAUAUGGGCUGUCAGUCGACACUGUCUGCCUUUUCAAGAAGUUCGACGAGGGACGGACAGACUUCCCUGUGGACCCAGCACAGGGACUGGACGCAGCCGAGCUUACUCGGCUGCUCCGCGUGCAUAGCCUGGAGCUGGUGAUGGAGUUCUCCAAUGAGACCUCCAGCCACAUCUUUGGUGCCAAGAUCCCCCACCACAUGCUGCUCUUUCUCAACAAGUCCGUGGAGGAGCAGCUGGCGCUGCGGGAUGACUUCCGGAAGGCUGCCAGCAAUUUUCGGGGAGAGGUGCUCUUUGUAGUGGUGGAUGUGGAUGGGUACGGUGCCUCUGUCCUGCCCUUCUUUGGCCUGACACCUGCUGAUGCCCCCACCUUGCGCUUCAUCAAGAUGGCGAACAACCGCAAAUACCAGAUGGAUGAGGAGGCCUUCUCGGCCACAGCCGUGCGUGACUUUGUCCAGGCGGUGCUGGAUGGCAAGGUUAAGCCCCAUCUGCUGAGCGAGGAGCCCCCUGAGGACUGGGACACGCGACCUGUUAAAGUCCUCGUGGGAAAGACCUUUGAGCAGGUGGCAUUUGAUGAGACCAAGAACGUCUUUGUGAAAUUCUAUGCGCCGUGGUGCUCCCACUGCAAGGAGAUGGCGGCUGCUUGGGAGGAGCUGGGUGAGCGCUAUAAGGACCACAAGGACAUUGUCAUUGCUGAGAUGGAUGCCACGGCCAAUGAGCUGGAGAACAUCACCAUCAGUGGUUACCCCACACUGCACUAUUUCCCUGCUGGACCGGGCAGGAAGAUGAUCGAGUAUAGGAGCACCCGAGAUGUGGAGACCUUCUCCAAAUUCCUGGAAAAUGGGGGGACACUGCCUGAGGAGCCACCUGUGGUCAGUAAGACCCCCGAGAACAGCACAGGCACAGAGGAGCCGAGUCCGUCAGGCACGGCUGAAGCCCGGGAUGAGCUGUGA
Cygnus atratus (black swan) is the source of this 1638-nucleotide messenger RNA. RefSeq names its product protein disulfide isomerase family A member 2 (gene PDIA2). Lineage: Eukaryota; Metazoa; Chordata; Aves; Anseriformes; Anatidae. Gene Ontology annotation, cellular component: endoplasmic reticulum. Bases 1 to 1638 code for a protein of 545 amino acids. Gene Ontology annotation, biological process: protein folding; response to endoplasmic reticulum stress. Gene Ontology annotation, molecular function: protein disulfide isomerase activity. The record is from RefSeq and is a predicted model, not a curated record. The transcript is spliced from 11 exons.